Molecule: messenger RNA, 1548 nt
Organism: Pelmatolapia mariae (spotted tilapia)
Lineage: Eukaryota; Metazoa; Chordata; Actinopteri; Cichliformes; Cichlidae
Gene: galr1b
Product: galanin receptor 1b
Exons: 3
Coding region: 88-1161 (357 amino acids)
Biological process (GO): G protein-coupled receptor signaling pathway
Cellular component (GO): plasma membrane
Molecular function (GO): G protein-coupled receptor activity
Source: RefSeq, a predicted model, not a curated record
UGCUGGAGGUGUUUGAUCGGGAUCAUGGAGCUGGUCUUUCUGUCAGCCUGUCACUCUCUGCACCUCUAACCCUCCAGCUGCCCCACUAUGGCGCUGCCGGAAAACGACUCCUGCUCCGUGGCUGACCUCCCCGAGUUCAAUCGGUCAGUGGACGGCGGACACACACCGGAGUCGGUGAUUGUGCCUGUGGUGUUCGGGCUCAUUUUCGUGUUGGGGGUGGUGGGGAACAUUCUAGUGCUAGUAGUGAUAGGGAAGGUGGGGUACAGCGCAGGUGGGGGAGGCGGCGGUGGAAGUGGAGGAGGAGUUGGGAGGCGCUCGCUUAGCCCGACCAACAUCUUCAUCCUGAACCUGAGCGUGGCGGACCUCGGCUUCCUGCUCUUCUGCGUGCCCUUCCAAGCCACCAUUUACACUCUGCCGGAGUGGGUGUUCGGGGCCUUCCUCUGUACGUUUGUACACUACAUCUUCACCGUCAACAUGCUUGUGAGCAUCUUCACGCUCGUGGCCAUGUCCGUGGACCGCUACAUUGCCGUGGUGCGCUCCAACAAAUCUCUGAGCGUCCGGAGCCCAAGGAACGCACUGGCAGGGCUGUGCGUCAUCUGGACGAUGUCUCUGGUGUGCUCGGUGCCGGUGGCCAAGCACCAGGGCCUCAUUAGCUACCACAACGGAACUUUCUGCUGGGAGGACUGGGCCGGAGCCUCCAAAAACGCCUACAAAGUGACCCUCCUGGUGUUGGGGUACCUGCUACCGCUGCUCCUCAUCAGCUGCUGUUACACUAAGAUUUUAUUUCAUCUCCAUAAAAAAAUGAAGAACAUGUCCAAGAAGUCUGAGCGCUCCAAAAAAAAAACGGCUCAGACGGUCCUCCUGGUCGUCACUGUCUUCACUAUCUGCUGGAUGCCCCACCACAUCAUCGUCAUGUGGGCGGAGUUCGGCACUUUCCCCCUGACCCAGGCGACCUAUGUCUUCCGCCUGGUGUCCCACUGCCUGUCCUAUGGAAACUCCUGUGUUAACCCCAUCCUGUACGCCUUCCUGUCUGAGAACUUCCGCAAAGCCUGUCGCAAGGUCUUUACCUGCUACUUCCUGUACCCACCGCCGCCCACAGAAAAUGUGGUUCGUUUUCGCAUGGAAAACUUCUCCACCACACACUCCACCACCAACAUAUGAAGGGCCAAGAUAAAUGAAGCUCAGGGUGCUUAUCCAGCAGUAAAUGAGGGAAAGCUUUGUCUGAGUGGAUCUGCUGCAGGCAGGUCACAUGAAAAUAAGACGGCGUGUGAUUGGAGGAUUUAUUCACAAGAAAACAAGAGACUCAUCAGAAACUUGCAGAGCCUGCUGGACUGCUUUAAGUUUUGUGUAAAGAUAUUUCAGAUGAUAUUGUUUUUAAGCUUUAAACUUAAUAUUAAAAAAACAUUUUGUGAUGUGUUGUUUUUUUUAUCGAAAAUUUUGAAACUUUCAUACUUUCACGUUUUUUUUGUUGUUGGUUUUUUUUUUAAAGCAGAAGAAUUUUUUCAGACCAUUAACGCAACCUGAAAUCUUUCAGUUUGAAAAUGUAAA